GUGAGAGAGAGAGAGCGGCGGAGGGGCCUUCUGAGGCGGCCGCACGAGGAGGGCAGGGGGAGGAGCCUACAGGAAGCCAUCCUGCCUUCCUCAGGAGGGUCCGACCCACUUUUUGUUGGAGGCUCUCCAGUGGUAAAAGCAGGAUGCUCCAACAAGUGCCAUGAGACUCAAAGCACUGUUCACAAUAUGCUAUACAAGAGGCGUCCCUCGGAGAGGUGCGCAUGCUGAUGUGCUAUGCGCAGGCAUCGGCCCCCUGGCGCCCUUCGACCCACCCCUCAAACGCAGUCAGGCAGCCUCCUCACCCUCAGGCUGAUGAGGAGGAGGAGGAAGAAGAGGAGGAGGACGAGGAGGAGCUCCAGGGCAAAGAGGAGGAUCGGCAACAGAGACACAACGUCCACAUCAACGACAUCGAGUCGGAAUCGGACAAGCUCAGCCUCGGGGCGAGACGCUCCUCGGUCGAGCGGGGGAUGUCGGAAACCCUAUUUACACUGUCGCACCCGUCUCCCGGGACUCAGCUGUGGAGCAUGCCGCGCUCAAACAACGCUCCCCGCAGAAGCCGGCGCUCGGGAACCCAUCCCAGAGGCGCCAACAAAAAUUCCCCGCACGCGACGAGGCCGACGCCCCCGAGGGAGCCCAUCCCAGGAGAGGCCGGCAGACGCGGGCGGCGGGAGGAGCAGAAACAAGAGCAGAAAAAGUGCGGGACGCGCAGGGGGGACACAGGCGUGCUCCACGCGAUGGCGAGGACCGCUAUGGAGCGAAUUGUCACAAUCUAGGCCUGCAUGAUCCGUCCAGCGGUCUCAGGGCGUCAGCAGGGAGCCUCUCCGAUGACUCGAAGUUGUUAGGAUCAACCACAUUUGGGCAUGAAAUAACGGCGGGCCCGCGCCAACCUUUGGGUGGAGCCAGGAGGAAAAGGGAGUAGGAUGAGGACGAGGAGGAGGAGGAGGAGGAGGAGGGACAGAGCGGGGCGGGGGAGCAGAGCUGCCGAGAGCGCGUGGUCCGUGCCACGUUGUUUGUCCUUUGGCACUCGCUUGUUCGGACCCUUCUCCGAGCAAAGCGUGAGCAAGCACGUGCCGGCGGUAUCAUCAAGCCUGCCAUCGCGCACACGAGCGAAGGCUCGAGCGCCAGGGCUGCAUCUGGAGGCCCCCCUGAGACGGUGCAGGGA
This is a messenger RNA of Prorocentrum cordatum, 1162 nucleotides long. Lineage: Eukaryota; Dinophyceae; Prorocentrales; Prorocentraceae. The record is from the annotation of a GenBank genome assembly.